Metarhizium brunneum ARSEF 3297 is the source of this 2142-nucleotide messenger RNA. RefSeq lists its product as uncharacterized. Gene Ontology annotation, cellular component: cytoplasm. The record is from RefSeq and is a predicted model, not a curated record. NCBI's taxonomy places the organism in Eukaryota, Fungi, Ascomycota, Sordariomycetes, Hypocreales, Clavicipitaceae.
AUGGCAGAUACAGAGGAACCUCAGUUCAAUACUCUCGCCGAGAGGAUCGCCGCCCUCAAUAAGCAGAAAAACUUUAAUGGCAAUGGCACCACCGACUUGCCACGCAAGCGAGCCCCUCCUCCAGCGCCUCCCGUGCGAACAAAAAGUCCGGCAAGAAGUGAGCCUGCUCCAAGCCCGGCAUCUGCUACCGCCAGCGGGCACUCUCAUCCAUCCAUUCCCACCAGACCUGUGAGAGGGAAUGCGCCGCCUCCCUUGCCUCGAAGAGACACUCAAACUUCCGUCGCAAGCAAUGACUCUUUGGUCACAAAGCCUGGUGGCGGCCCUCCACCAUUGCCAGGACGGCCAGCAACCUCUCAGACUCCCCCGGCCCUGCCUCGGAGGACAUCAGCUCAGUCGACGGCAUAUCUUUCUCCCCGUCGCAACUCAGCUUCCUCCGAGAUUUCUCAGCAUUCUACGCUAUCUACCUCGUCAUUGGUGCGGACGACCUCGUCCAAUAUCAGCUACACGUCCAGUGGAAGCGCUCCACGAAAAAUAAUGGCCCCUGCUACCUGCGAUGCGGCAAGUCUCCCACCUCUCCCCCCUUCGAAACGAGACCUCGAAGCCAGGGCAAAAGAGGCCGCUGCUCAAGAAAUCGCUGCAAAAGACGCGGCCGCUAGGGAUUACAGAGCCAAGCAGGCUGCCAAAGCACAGGAGGCCCGAGCCGUCAGCAACACUUCAUCCCCGGCCCCUCCUGCUCGGCCCAGCUUGCCACCGCCGUUGCCGUCAAGGCCAGCCAAAUCUCCAAGUCCAGCACCAGCACAAACAAGUUCAGCGGUUGAAGUUGAAGAAACAAAACCAGCACCUCCCAAACGUCCCUUUGGCACCAUCAAGGGCUUUUCUAGCGGGAAAUCAAUCAAAGCUCCGCCCAUUCCAGUGCAACGGCCACAGCUUCCUUCCAGAUCAUCUGCCAGUGCCGAGGCUACCAGGGACGAUGCACCCCCGCCGGUGCCUCUGUCGUCGAGACCUUCUGCAGCGCAGAUUCACGCCGCGUCGUCCGAGGCCGCGACCGGUGCAUCAAACGGGGAUAGUAAAGGGGACAGUACUACCGGGUGCUGGGUGUGUCGAGAUUGGAGUGGACCAGAUGCUGUGGCAGCACAGUUCCCGAGACAAUCUUUGCCUCAUAGGGACCCUGUUGGCCAUCUUGCUCGUGGCUUAUGUGGGCCUUUCCCGUCAUACGACGAUAAAGCCAGGGCAAUUUUUACAUGGUGCCAUCACAACAUAUCCUACGACACGGUGUCUUUCUUUGGCAACAACGUGAGGCACAUGUCCGUGGAGGACACUAUAUUCAGUGGUUUGGCAGUAUGUCAAGGCUACGCAGAAACGUUCAAGGCUGUGGCCAAUAGAGCGGGGUUGGAGUGCGUAGUUGUUGGAGGUCACGGAAAGGGCUUUGGCCAUACGCCAUUGAAGAAGGGUGAGCGACCGCCUCCGGCAAAACCGGACGGGCACGCCUGGAACGCUGUCAGGGUGGAUGGUGGCUUCUGGAAGCUCAUCGACGCUUGCUGGGGAGCUGGGCACAUCUGCUCGGCGGCGAAUCUGUACAAGAAGGAGUUCUCUCCGCGCGAGUUCACCCUGAGCAACGAAAAAUUUGGCCUUCGCCACUUCCCUCAGGACUCCCGACUUCAAUACAGGAGUGACGGACGCACGAUUUCCUGGGAAGAAUAUUACACUGGAGGCCUGGAUGGGGAGCCACACCAAUGGUACGGCACUGGAAAUAGUGAGGGCAUUGCAGAGGAAUCUGUGGAGCCAAAGGGUCGCGAUGUAUCGGUUCAUAGCGGGCAAGUCGUACGAUUCCAAUUCUCCAAAGUUUGUGAGCACUGGACAUCAGAGAAGGCCGGGCUGGGGAAGCCUGCCCUGUUCUUGCUCAGUAUCCAUGGACUCGACGGACGCAAAGAUGAGAUUAUCCCAACUGAGACCAACGGAUACUGGAACUGGGUAGAUGUCAACGCUCGAGAUCUUGGAGCUCCGGGACAAUCGGUAGAGAUUCUGAAGCUCGAGACGAUGGAUAAUAGGGACGCUCGCGGUGUCACACCGGAGGAGUUUGAGUCGAAGAGGGGGAGGGUCGGCAUGUCAUGGUCUUACAUCGCCAAGUGGAACUUGGUAUAA